ACAGGGCAUUUUCAACGCAUAAGAGUUGAAAACUGGCGCAACAAAAUUUUCUCUUGCGUAGUUUUAUACGUCUUUCGCUCGAAAUUUCUGCUUGUGUGUGGACAUUGUAACCAGGUCGCUCAGCGCGCACAUCACAAUGGGUCUCGGCUUCGGAAACCUUCACAAGAGCCGCGGCAUCGUGGCCUACCGGCUGUCGCCGUUCGAGCAGCGCGCCUUCGCCGGCAUCACCAAGGCGCCGCUGAACUUCCUGCGCCGCAUCCGCGGCAACGUCUUCACCGUGGCGCCCCCUUUCAUCGUGGCGUACCUGGUGUACAACUGGGGCGAGGCCGAGUACGCCCGACUCUCCAGGAAGAACCCGGCCGACUUCGCCAACGACGUCUGAGCGCGCCCUGUUUGUGUGCGUGUGUGUAGCUGAGACAAUGGACUGACGCGGGUGACCGACAGGCGCGGUGUUCACCGGGUUCCAACAACAGUGCGUCAAUGUGCUGCGGAGUUAAAUCCGCGCAUCGGCCCAGCCGGUGGUGGUUAGGUGAAUUUUAUUAGAUCGGAAAUACAAACUCCGUAACAUCGUCGUACGUAAACCAUCCGAAGUGUAUGAGACAAUACACGAAACUGAUAAUUAU
Molecule: messenger RNA, 623 nt
Organism: Amphibalanus amphitrite
Lineage: Eukaryota; Metazoa; Arthropoda; Thecostraca; Balanomorpha; Balanidae
Gene: UQCR-Q
Product: cytochrome b-c1 complex subunit 8-like
Exons: 3
Coding region: 137-382 (81 amino acids)
Biological process (GO): mitochondrial electron transport, ubiquinol to cytochrome c
Source: RefSeq, a predicted model, not a curated record